AUGGCCGAAUUGAACGGGAAACGCGCGAAGCGCCCGCCCGCUUGUAUUCAAUGCCGGAAACGGAAAAUUGGUUGUGAUCGUGUGAAACCGAUCUGUGGGAAUUGCCGGAAGGGGAACAAACCCAACUGUUCCUUCCCGAGUGACUCUGGACUAUCCCCACAGUCUCCAGCUGCGCCGCUAGCUGUGCCCGAGACGCAUCAGCACCAGCGGGCAGCUCCACCACCACGUCCGCAGCCUCAACUGCAACGGCAACGGCAACCACAGCCCCAACCACAGCCGCAAACACAACCUCAACCACAGCCUCAACGAUUACCGAUACUGCAGCCGCAACAGCAGCAGCAUCCGAAACAGAAACUACCAAAACAACAACGUAUAUCACUACAACAACAACAACAACAACAACAUGUGCAGCUGUCUCAGCGGCAGCAGCAACAGCUCCGGUCAAAACAUCGUUUUACGCCGCCUAUCAAGCAGGACCGGUUUGUGAUUCACAAAUCGUCUGCAAGGGAAUCUUCCCACACUCCACCCAUCAAGGAAAAACAUCUCGCGAAGAAUGUCCCACGUAGCUCUGAUCUGUCUGCACUGCAACAGAUAAAGGAGUAUAACACGAAAAUGGAGCUACUCAGAGUGUCAAAUCAAAGGAUCUUUUCAGCACCUCCCAAAAAUACACCAAAAACACAAUCUUACAUUCCACGAUCCGCAGCACCUAGACUGGAGAAGAACCCGGUUCAGUCACUGGCAAAUACAAACGUUGAAUUAAAUUGGGUGCAAGGACCAGCGAUUUUUGAUCCAGCGGAUACUCCGUAUACACCACGCGAUGCUGUUUUGACGGAACUGCCUCUCUUGCAGGCAAGAUUGUUUGAAUUGCAAGCUAUAACGGGGAAACAACUAGACAGCACAUAUUUGUCUCUAGAGGACCCCUCGGUUGCGAGACCUACUGGUGAGGACUACGAUGACGAAGAGGAUGAUGACUACGACAGUAACAAUACGGACAACCGCUCGCAACGGCUCAGCACACUGGAUCACCAGCAACAGCUCGGUUCGGGGGGCAAGCCCACCAGUCCACCAGCCAACUCGAUCGACGAAUUUAGAGAUCUCGACCCGACGUUUUUGGACCCGAACGAAGUCUUCUCCAUCUUUCAAAAAAAUGCCAGCGUUAUAGAUGAAAACCCAAUUUUGGAUUCACCAAGUUCUAUCUUCACUUUGAAGUUCCUAAGGAAUAGGGACGACUUUCUCUUUAAGUUCAUGGAGAUUUUCCGCGGAAUAUAUGGAGAGCAUGAUUGGGAAGUAAGGGAUAUACCUGACCCUGUUGCAAACAAUAUAAACGAUAAAUCCCUAAUAAGGUUUCCCUUCCCCCUACAAUGCCUGGCCGUAAUAAAAAAAUACAUCGACAUUGUCAAAGAGAGCGGCUCCUUGAUCCCGAUAUUGGAUCCCGUUGACCUGCUGAAAGCGCUAGAAAGGGAACUGGUCAACAAUCAAACAUUCGUACCUAAGGACCUGACCCUCUCGCAGUUGGUCACAUUCGGACUUCUUUCUCUUUGUCUGCUACUUACCUUUGAAACAUUGUCUUCUACGGUGUUGAUAGUACUGAAAGAUGCGCAACUGGAUAUGUUCAAACAAUUGCAACAGUUCUUGCCCUUUUUGCUAAUCAACGUUCAAGUCAUCAAACUUGAAGUACAAAAACGGGCACCCUCUACGGAAUCCGUAGACUAUCUGAAAUUUUUGGCGCUAAUGAAGUACUACUACUCAUUGACUUCCUUUGCCUCAAACAGAAUUUCUCUAGAUUUUGACGAGGAUAUGCAUCUGGCGCGACACCAAUCCCUAAAUUGUGAACAAAAGAAUGAACAACAGAUACAGCUUUGGAACUUCAUUUGUAAAAAUUAUCUCAGAAGACAUCUGUUCAGGGGACAGUAUCCAGUCUUCACCAGUCCGGAAUGUGGUUUUGGGUCAACCCCAAUUGCCGACUUACUGUUUCGGAAAGAGCUGGACAUGCUGAACUCACACACGGAUUUGAUCAAAUACUUGCAAAGCAAAGACCAUAUAAUCUCAUUAAAAAGAGUCAUUUUGUCAAGAGACAGUUUGAAAACAAAGUACGCGGACUUAUCUAGGAAGUGCCUGACACCCGCCUCAUUAAUUAAUGGUGUUGUCGAUUCGUUGAUUUAUAGAAACACCAGUCUCUACGUUUCUUACUUCCUUCUACUACAGUACGAAGAAUUAAAUGACGUGGAAAAUUUUGUGGAGUGUUACAAAGAGUUUUUACCUCUGAUACAAGAUACGAUAUUUUUUGUCUUCUCCAAUUUGGCAAACAAGAAUUUUGCAGGUUACGAGUUUCUGUUCAUUAAUCAGCUUUUCACGUUAAUGAGUACUUUCUCCGACAUGAUUUUUGGUCUGUAUUGCCGUGGUAACUUUGCCUACACUAAUAACACAGCUUCAGAGGCGUCGGACGCUGAGCGUACAGAGACACAACAACACAGUGACCUGUGGAUACUAAUAUUGAGGAAACUGUUCAUGUUGCUGUUUGACUAUUCCAAAAACUGUAAAAUAGUAAACCCGUUGUUGUUAAAGACUACAAAUAAGAUUGUCAUAAUACUCUCAUUUGAUUCGAUUCUAAACGAUGAAACGAAAACGGAGAAGGCCGCCAACAUUAAGUCCAUGUUUUCUGGCACGAACAAUAUAUUUGAACGCAUCCCAAUGAACCGAAUCACACAGUUUAAUGUCAAGAUAAAAUCUAUAUCAGAAUCUCUGAUUAACUCAGAUUUUUAUAACCGGAGGGAACCCUUUAAACCAACGGAAACAGAAACUCUUAGCGUUACAAAGGACAAUUUCCAAAGAUGUUACGAAUCGUUUUUAUGA
Molecule: messenger RNA, 2853 nt
Organism: Huiozyma naganishii CBS 8797
Lineage: Eukaryota; Fungi; Ascomycota; Saccharomycetes; Saccharomycetales; Saccharomycetaceae
Gene: RSC3
Product: Rsc3p
Exons: 1
Coding region: 1-2853 (950 amino acids)
Biological process (GO): regulation of DNA-templated transcription
Molecular function (GO): zinc ion binding; DNA-binding transcription factor activity, RNA polymerase II-specific
Source: RefSeq, a predicted model, not a curated record